UUCCUCCACUUGUCUCUAAACAGAUCACCUGGUACUCCUUGCCUGUGUGGAAGAUGUCCUGCUCCAGCCUGUGUGCCCCUGUGUGCGGGGUUGCUGCCCCAGUCCCCGUGGCAGACAGCUGCAACGAGCCCUGCAUUCAGCAGUGCCCUGACUCUACCGUAGUGAUCCAGCCCCCAGCCACGGUGCUCACCUUGCCCGGGCCCAUCCUCAGCUCCUUCCCGCAGCAUGCCGUGGUUGGCUCGGCAGGAGUCCCGGGUGUUGCAGGAGGCUUUGGCGGCACUUUUGGAGGCCGUGGUGGCUUUGGGGGCUAUGGAGGCCUUGGGGGCUAUGGCAGCCUUUUGGGCUAUGGAGGCCUUGGGGGUUAUGGAGGCCUUUGGGGCUAUGGAAGCCUUGGAGGCUAUGGGGGCUAUGGAGCCUUUGGGAGCUGUGGAUAUGGAGGCUGGCGUUGGGGCCACAGGUACCUCAGUGGCAACUGCGGGCCCUGCUAA
This is a messenger RNA of Oxyura jamaicensis (ruddy duck), 488 nucleotides long. Its product is annotated as claw keratin-like. The coding region runs from base 54 to 488 and encodes 144 amino acids. The transcript is spliced from 2 exons. Gene Ontology annotation, molecular function: structural constituent of cytoskeleton. Gene Ontology annotation, cellular component: intermediate filament. NCBI's taxonomy places the organism in Eukaryota, Metazoa, Chordata, Aves, Anseriformes, Anatidae. The record is from RefSeq and is a predicted model, not a curated record.